AUUAUGCUUGCGAAACAGUAUUACAUUAAUACAUUGUAUUUUAUUGACAAAUAAGAAAACAUUUUUAAAUUUAUUUUAUAUCAAACACACUGUAUGCAGCAAAUAAUAUAAAAUGCACGUAUACCUAUAUAUGCAAGUAUGUGCAAUCUAAACUUAUCAUGUGACUUACUAUACCUAUAUAAUAUAAUACCUACAUAAAUUCGGCAAGCAACUCGUACAGUGUAAACUUUGAGGUUAAUGGAUCAUUAGUAUAUUUUUUGGGUUGAAUUAAUCAAUUUUAAGCACAAGUUUUAUACAACAAACACCUGAAAUGGCAGGAAAUUCUAGGAGGGUUCUUAAGUCUUUGACUGAUCAAAUAAAUAAAUCGCCCCUAUUAUACAACGCAAGCACAGCAAUUGGUAAUGCAACUGAAAGAGCUCAGGAAAAAAUUUCAAAUUUGCAAAAUGUAGCAUCAGAAAAAUAUACAAGUAUCGUUAAGCAAGUAAAUAACUCAACAAUAAUUCAAGAUUUAAAUGCAGCUGCAAUGCAACCUUCAACACCUUUGCCAAAACGUCUUAUUAAUUACUAUCAAUGGUUCCAGCAAUUGACAGGAAUGGAUAAAGUUGAAAUUGCCAAACAUCAUGUUAUAGUAAUCCAGGACGAAUUAUUUAAAUGUCAAGAUCAUAGAAGAAAUCUCACACGACAAGCAGCAUCAGUAAAUGAAAAAUUAAAAGAAAUUUAUAGUGAGCUUAUUCAAACAAAAAGAGAUGAUCCAAAAUAUGUACAAUUGACAAUCUUGGAAAAUAAGGGAUUACAAGAACAAGGUAGAAUUAAUAGACAACUGGAUCUUUUAGAAGAUGAAGAAAGGGAUCAUUUUACACAUUUAGCCACAGCAAUUAAAGAGUAUCAUGAUAGUCAGGCUAUGAAUGCUCAAAAAUAUAAAUAUAUUUCCAUAUUAGCAUCAGCACUUUUAGCUAUUGUAUCGCUGACUGGUUCAAUGAUUUACAAUAAUAAAAGGAUUUUAGAUGUAAGAAACGUUAUUACUGAUACACAAAAUUCAAUGGAAAGAAAUUUAAAUGAAAAGUUUUCUGCAAUAAUAAAAAGAAUAGAAAAACAAGAAACAAGUAUAACAUCAGCUCUUGCUAUAUCUGGAUUAACUACAGUAAGUGCUGCAGCUGCAGAAAAUAUUCUAGAUCACAAUGUAGAUGAAGAUCUUCCUAUGCCAGAUAUGGAAAAAAUUAAACAAACUGGCUAUUAUUUAGGGAUUGCAUUUUUUACUUUGUAUAUUUUGCAACAAAUACUUAGGAGCUGAAAUUUUUAAGUUAUAAUCAAGUUGAAUUCUGUUUAUAGAUUAAUAGUUGUGCAUUAUAUUGCCUUAAAAAGCAUUUAUUUGUUUUGUAAUAUUUGAUGAAAUGAUAUUUAUACUGUAUAAUUAAAUUACAAUACCUAUCAGACAAAAUAUAUAACA
Phymastichus coffea is the source of this 1447-nucleotide messenger RNA. RefSeq lists its product as uncharacterized. The record is from RefSeq and is a predicted model, not a curated record. NCBI's taxonomy places the organism in Eukaryota, Metazoa, Arthropoda, Insecta, Hymenoptera, Eulophidae. The coding region runs from base 311 to 1291 and encodes 326 amino acids. The transcript has 2 exons.